GGAGGAAGUGAUUUAACAGAUUAGAGGAGAGGCGCUAUGGGAAAGAUGAUGACGGAGAAUCGCAGACCAGCUGGCGCUGAGAAGUAAACUCAUGCUGUUCAGCUGUUUUUACUCCAGCAAAAAUAGACCCCGCAGAUCGUGCACCGUCGUUGGUUUUGUUUUCAGUAACCAGCCACUUCGUCGUUCGUGUUGCCGAUGAUUUGUUUAAAAUCCUGUUAAUUGCAGAGGCCGUAAAUUGCUGGCGAUUUACAAGAAUCCGAUACGCUGCGUAUCAGGUUGUCGGUGAUAUUUGGACGACAUGGAAGAUUCUGCUAAAGAGUACGUGAUCCAGUCCUUUGACAAGGAGAUCCAGUAUCUCCUCAAAACGUCACUCAAAGAGCCCAGCAAAGUGGAUUUAGAGAGAGUUUCCAACAUAAUUGUGGACCAAUCUCUGAGAGACCCCAACUUUAGUAAAGAAGCAGGCCGGAUCUGUCACACCAUCGUCCAGGCAGAGGCUAAGGAGGCCAGUGCCAGUGUCUUCCGCCGCCACCUGCUAAAUCGAUUGCAACGAGAGUUCAUGGUCCGGGAAGAAACUCGCAACCGCUCCGUUCAGGAAUGGGUCCACUUUGUAACAUUCCUCUGCCAGAUCUUUGACUGUCUCAAGGUGAAUGACGUACCCAUGGUGGCCCUGGUGCAUCCCGUGUACGACUGUCUGUUUAGGCUGGCCCAGUCAGACUCGCUGCAGAACGAGGAGGAGGUCGACUGCCUCGUCCUGCAGCUGCACCUCAUUGGCAGGGAGCUGGAGGCCGUGAGUAUGCAGCGCAUGGAUGACCUCUUCCACCACCUACGCGACGGCUUCCUGCUGCACAAUGGUUUGGGAUCCGUGGUUCGGCUAUUCCUACUGGAGAUCCUGGAGUUCCGGGCUGGGGGGUGGAGCCUCAGUGACUCGGCACGCCAGUACUACUACAGCGAGGGGGCAGACUGAGAGCCUGGUGUUGGGGAGUGGGGGUUGCGGGUCAUAGGUUCUGACAGCCGCCUGUCAGUUUGAGCCAAUAGAGUGAUUGAGAUUGGUUUUGAAGCGGCCAUUUUGAUUUUGGAAACGGGCUUUGUCACGUUUGUGAUGGGCUGCCAGUCUAAGUGUCUGGUGCUAAAGUGGGUGGUGUGGAUGGCAGUACGGUAGGGUGGUGGAUGUCAAAAUUUAAGGAAGUUUCUGGUCAUUUCAGUUUUGGUGUUUUUGCCAUACGAAGAAGAGGUGCGAAUAUUCAUAACUUGGCAGAUCAGUACUAGUAUUCCAGUACUGACUUGUGACAGUGGUGACUAUUGAGCAAACUGGAUUAAUAGGACAGCGUAAACCAGGAAGAACAAAUCUCAGUUUUCAACAAUGGAAGAUUUGUCAGUGGGUGUGGUUUCAUUCUCUUUCAAAUGCUCAUUAAAUGUACUGGAUUUACGAGUGGGGGAGGCACUCUGCUACCAGUUUGAUAGUGGGUCCUCGUUGGCAGGGGGGCACACAUUGGUAGGUCAGAUUAGUCCCAGGACAGAGAAAAUGAAGACUCCUUGCACCUAAAUAUGACUUUUGCAAAGUUUCAGUACGCAGGUUUUCUAAUUGAACAGUACUGGUUAACUAAUAUGUUCUCACUCCUGUAAUAUACUGUACUAAAAGCCAGCAAUUAGAAUGCUUUGGGGAAUCGUGAGUGUGUUAAACUGUUUGGUUUUUGCUUAAUUUUGAUAUAUUACAGGUUGCAUUUGCAGUGACUCUGAGCUUCCCAGUAACAAUGGGUGACUCAAUCUUCACAUGGCAAAACUUUAGUACUUUGGUACUCAUAGAGCAGUAACAUACUGCAUUAAUCACUGUGGAACUCGCUUGGUUUAUGCCCAUGUAAGAAUCUAGACAAUCCUAAUGGUACGUACAGUAUGACAGAGCCAGUGUUUUGUGCUGGUUUUAUGGCCUGUCUGAAUCCCUGCAUUGCACUGAAACUCAGGGCAUUACUAUGGUAUUAUCUCAGUGGAACCAGCAGUUUUGAAAUAUUGUUUGGUUUGAACGCAUUUAUUGCGCUUUAGUUGUAUACAGCUUUCAUUUAUAGGCAUGGAAACUAAAAGGUACUUGAUGUUACGUUGUCAGAAUGCUGUGCAGCCAUACAGUAAUCGGUUGGACUUAAUCUUUGAAUGUUCUAGUUUGAAAUCCUAUGAAAAUUUAUUUAAAAUAAAGCUGCAUAUAUUUUGUUUGACAGAGAAAGAAGUAACUACAUUUUGGACAUCCUUGCAAGUAGGUGUAUUUCCAGAUGAAGGUUCAGUAUGUGUCCAGGCAGAAUCAGUGGGUAUUAAGAUGUCGGUGGUAGCUGGGAGAUUUCAUACUCGUAUGUUGCGGUGAGUUCUGCAGAAAGUCCAGUAUCUACUUCUGUCCUAUUUGUCUUAAGCUGUCAACUCGCUACCACAACUAGAGUUUUUUUUUUUUUCCUUUUUCUUUCCUACUGAAGUCUACCUGAUUUAUCUGUUACUAGUUGUUACUAAUGGUAUUUGAGACAUCUAAAAUCAGAGCUUCAUCCACACUGGUUUGAGAAGGAUUCAGAAACACAGGGUUAAAAGAGAGAUGUCAGCAUUUUCACCAGCAAAAAUAAAUGCCUAGUUGUCAGCUAUGAGGUUUUGUGAAGGACCGACAGCUGAAUCGCACUUAAGUGAGACUUAAAAUCACAAAUGUUACACCUUCACAGAACAGCUUUGUUAUAAAGCAGUAUUUUUAUAGAAAUGUCUGACUGGAUUUUGUUGUACCAAACAUUUAUGCAAAAUAAGAAAUGUUAUUCAGAAAA
Molecule: messenger RNA, 2783 nt
Organism: Paramormyrops kingsleyae
Lineage: Eukaryota; Metazoa; Chordata; Actinopteri; Osteoglossiformes; Mormyridae
Gene: mif4gda
Product: MIF4G domain containing a
Biological process (GO): regulation of translational initiation
Cellular component (GO): cytosol
Molecular function (GO): protein binding; RNA binding; translation activator activity
Source: RefSeq, a predicted model, not a curated record